AUGGCCCACCUUGGCCCACCUUGGCCCACCUCUUUUUUUUUUAUCUACCCACCACCAAUGUCAUUCACAAUCAGACCUAUUGAAGAAAAAGAUAAACCAGAAUGGUUGCACCUCUGGACUAGCUACAUCGAGUUCUACAAUUCACUCGACAAAAUCACUCCUGAAAUCUCCAGCACUACCUUUGCUAGAUUUCUUGAUGCCGACGAGCCAGUAUACUCUGUGGUAGCCGUCGACUCUACCAGCAAGAUCAUUGGGUUUGCUAAUUACUUGACCCACAGAAACACUUGGACAAUCGAAGAUGCACUUUACCUCAACGACUUGUUUGUCAGCUCCGAAAACAGAUUACAUGGCGUGGGAAGAAAGUUGAUUGAGUACAUCUACACAGAAGCCGAUAGAUUAAACUGUAAGAAAUGCUACUGGAGCACCCAAUUUGAAAACCACCGUGCCCAAUUGUUGUAUACCAAAGUAGGCGUCAAAAGUGGGUUUUUAUUAUAUAGAAGACCCUGA
This is a messenger RNA of Candida dubliniensis CD36, 507 nucleotides long. RefSeq names its product D-amino-acid N-acetyltransferase (gene HPA2). The transcript has a single exon. Lineage: Eukaryota; Fungi; Ascomycota; Pichiomycetes; Serinales; Debaryomycetaceae. Gene Ontology annotation, biological process: protein acetylation. Gene Ontology annotation, cellular component: cytoplasm. Gene Ontology annotation, molecular function: N-acetyltransferase activity. The record is from RefSeq and is a predicted model, not a curated record. Bases 1 to 507 code for a protein of 168 amino acids.